UUCAAACGAGCCACGAACGAGAACGGGCCGGGCUUAAAACGUUCUUACGCCAUACAAGAAAACCAUUUUUUGUAGUGAGCCAAGCAGACAGUCAGUGGACAGAAAAUAUCGGAUCAAGCAAAGAGGAAGAAGUCUAACGAGUUUGAACUGUUUCAAGUGAAAAAGUGAUUAUCCUGACGGUGGAAAAUAGGAGCUUGAGCCAUUUUCCUAGGACAGAAAAUCUUGGUUCCACGAUUUUCCACGGAGAAAAAAAGUGUGUGUAUGCGCGAUUGAUGAGUUUAAGAGGUGGAAGCAGAACGGUGCUUUGAUAGAAGAAAACGAGUGUGUGAAGAACAGGAACCAACCCUGAUCAAUCGUCGAGAAAAUUGACUCGGAUUUCCUGCUACUUAUCCAUAGUAUUCUCCAUUUAGAGCGCCUUUGUAGAUAUUUGAAGCUUAUUUAGGAAAAAUAAUAAAAAAAUAGUUAUAUUUCACAAUGUGUACAGAAAUUUCCCAGAGCAACGGAUGAGUGUGUCGAUUUGAAAAAGGGAAUCACUAUUGAAAAAAGGAUUUGGGAAACACACACUGCAGUGGCCGUCGAGGGAAAGUGCGUCGUUUUAUGUGAAGAAGACGAGUGGAAAUAAAGAAAAGAAAGAAGCAAUCGCGAAGGGAAGAAAAAUUUGUCCAUUUUUUCCACAAGAGUGUUCGCCGAUGCUUUCCGGAAAAGUGUUAGAUUUGUUUCUAGUGAGUUAGUAAAUUGUUCUGGAUACACUGCGUGUGUGUGUUGACCCGCCCCUGUUUAGAAAACCUUCAACCAACAGAGAGAAGAAAAAAGAACAGACCUUGGGUCCAGUUUUUUCAUCAUUUGUCAACGGAGUUCCAGCAACAAAGUCCAACAACGAUUCAUCAUCACCAUAGUGGAUAGGCGAAGAUAGAUGCGUCAUUUUCGACAUGGCGCCGUGUAUAUUACUGUGAUCUGUGGCACGAGAUUCAUGAGCCCCAUACCAUCGUUGACGUUGACCACAAGAUGAGUGGAAUCCGUCGCGGGGCAGAAUCUCUUCUCAAGUUAAUACCGCUGUAGAAUUGUUAUCUUUGUGAUGAAUACAGUUUGAUCAUGGUUCGCAAAAAAGAAGAACGAUAGAUUUUUGAUUUUCCGGUGUGCAUUUGUACAUAGUUUAGUAACGACAUUUACAUCGCAGAUUCAGAAAAAAAAGCUGUGAAGCAGUGAAAGCUAGUGAGUGAGUGCUAGAAGAUCGUGACCGAAGUUGAGGAAAGUUAAGUCACACAGAUAGUAGCAAUAAAGGACAGCAGUGUAAACAUCCCCGUCCUGCACGAGUUCGCGAGUGCAACGUGCCGCAGCCCCUCCCACGUUCGAUGUUCGAUUCCGAAUCCGGCUUGGAUAUCUAACACGGGCGGUCAUGAGAAAUUUUGCUUUAGAACGGAUCGUGUUGAGCUUCAGCUGCGACAGUGUUGCCGCCGCGACAGAACUCGCUGCGUCUGUGAACUUUGUUUGCGUCACAGGACGGCCCACCGUCCAAACUAGUUCCUGGGGCCCGAGUCAAUACCAGGCCGCACCUAGUGCGUGCCCACAUCGUGCCCCCUUAAUACAUCAUUGUUAGCAGGCCUUGGAAAUCUGAGGCUCUCAUUGUUGGCCAUAUAGACAAUGAACGAAGACUCCGAUUCGAUAUCUGAGGAAGAACGUAGUUUGUUCCGUCCUUUCACCCGUGAAUCAUUAGCAGCAAUCGAGAGACGCAUCGCAGAUGCCGAAGCAAAACAGCGCGAAUUGGAAAAGAAGCGAGCCGAGGGGGAGACUGGUUUUGGUCGGAAGAAAAAGAAAAAAGAAAUCCGCUACGACGAUGAGGAUGAGGAUGAAGGUCCGCAGCCGGAUUCCACACUUGAGCAGGGAGUGCCUAUCCCUGUUCGAAUGCAGGGCAGCUUCCCUCCGGAAUUGGCCUCCACGCCUCUCGAGGAUAUCGACAAUUUUUACGCGAAUCAGAGGACAUUCGUAGUAGUUAGCAAAGGAAAAGAUAUUUUUCGUUUCUCCGCAACCAAUGCAUUAUAUGUACUCGAUCCGUUCAAUCCUAUACGUCGCGUAGCUAUUUAUAUUUUAGUACAUCCACUGUUUUCAUUUUUUAUAAUAACAACCAUUCUUACCAAUUGUAUAUUGAUGAUCAUGCCUAGCACGCCGACCGUCGAAUCUACCGAGGUGAUAUUCACCGGCAUCUACACGUUCGAAUCAGCUGUAAAAGUGAUGGCGCGAGGUUUCAUAUUACAACCGUUUACUUAUCUUAGAGAUGCAUGGAAUUGGUUGGACUUCGUAGUAAUAGCAUUAGCAUAUGUAACUAUGGGUAUAGAUUUGGGUAAUCUCGCUGCAUUGAGAACAUUCAGGGUACUACGAGCUCUCAAAACAGUGGCCAUCGUUCCAGGUCUCAAGACCAUCGUCGGCGCUGUCAUAGAGUCCGUUAAGAAUCUCAGAGAUGUGAUAAUUUUAACAAUGUUUUCGUUAUCGGUGUUUGCUUUAAUGGGGCUGCAGAUCUACAUGGGCGUGCUGACGCAGAAAUGCAUCCGAGAGUUCCCGAUGGACGGUUCGUGGGGCAACCUGUCGGACGAAAGCUGGGAGCGGUUCAACAAUAACGACUCCAAUUGGUUCUUCUCGGAGACCGGAGACACGCCCCUUUGUGGAAACUCGUCGGGUGCAGGACAAUGCGAGGAAGGAUAUAUUUGUUUACAAGGUUAUGGAGAUAAUCCAAAUUACGGGUAUACAAGUUUCGAUACUUUCGGAUGGGCAUUCUUAUCUGCCUUUCGUCUAAUGACCCAAGAUUAUUGGGAGAAUCUAUAUCAACUGGUGUUACGAUCAGCUGGACCGUGGCACAUGCUCUUCUUCAUUGUGAUUAUCUUCUUGGGUUCGUUCUACCUUGUAAAUUUGAUCUUGGCCAUUGUCGCCAUGUCGUACGACGAACUCCAGAAGAAGGCCGAAGAGGAAGAGGCCGCCGAGGAAGAAGCGCUUCGGGAAGCCGAGGAGGCGGCUGCAGCGAAAGCGGCCAAACUCGAGGCCCAAGCAGCGGCAGCGGCGGCCGCAGCCAACCCGGAGAUCGCCAAGAGCCCGUCGGACUUUUCCUGCCACAGCUACGAGCUGUUCGUGAACCAGGAGAAGGGCAACGACGACAACAACAAGGAGAAGAUGUCGAUCCGGAGCGAAGGAUUGGAGUCGGUGAGCGAAAUCACAAGAACAACCGCACCAACAGCUACUGCAGCUGGCACUGCAAAAGCCCGUAAAGUGAGCGCGGGGGUCGCGGCAUUCCAGAAGGCUUCACUUUCAUUACCUGGUUCACCAUUUAAUCUUCGUAGAGGAUCUAGAGGAUCACAUCAGUUUACGAUACGUAACGGUAGAGGACGUUUCGUGGGCGUACCUGGUAGCGAUAGAAAACCAUUGGUACUCUCAACAUAUCUCGAUGCACAAGAACAUUUGCCAUACGCCGAUGACUCGAACGCGGUCACACCGAUGUCGGAGGAAAAUGGUGCAAUCAUCGUUCCAGUAUACUAUGCUAAUUUAGGUUCGCGACACUCAUCGUACACAUCGCAUCAAUCGCGCAUCUCGUACACAUCGCACGGUGACCUGCUCGGCGGCAUGACGAAGGAGAGCCGACUGCGGAACCGGUCAGCGCGCAACACCAAUCACUCGAUCGUGCCGCCGCCGAACAUGUCGGGGCCGAACAUGUCCUACGUGGACAGCAACCACAAGGGGCAGCGAGACUUUGAUAUGUCACAAGACUGUACAGACGAAGCUGGCAAAAUAAAACACAACGACAAUCCUUUCAUCGAGCCCUCUCAAACACAAACCGUAGUAGAUAUGAAAGACGUGAUGGUGUUAAACGAUAUCAUCGAGCAAGCUGCUGGUCGGCAUAGUAGAGCUAGUGAUCAUGGAGUGUACAUCUUUUCACUUCAUCGAUUUUCAUUUUGCUGUGAGGACGACGACGAGGACGGUCCAACGUUCAAGGACAAGGCCCUGGAGUUCACGAUGCGGAUGAUUGAUGUGUUCUGCGUGUGGGACUGCUGCUGGGUGUGGCUCAAGUUCCAGGAGUGGGUGUCGUUCAUCGUGUUCGACCCGUUCGUCGAGCUGUUCAUCACCCUGUGUAUCGUGGUCAACACGCUGUUCAUGGCCCUCGAUCACCACGACAUGGACCCGGACAUGGAGCGGGCCCUCAAGAGUGGUAACUAUUUUUUCACGGCGACCUUCGCGAUCGAAGCGACUAUGAAGCUGAUAGCGAUGAGUCCCAAGUACUACUUUCAAGAGGGCUGGAACAUAUUCGAUUUCAUCAUCGUGGCCCUGUCGCUGCUCGAGCUGGGUCUGGAAGGUGUUCAGGGAUUGUCAGUAUUACGUUCAUUCCGUUUGCUUCGAGUGUUCAAGCUAGCGAAAUCGUGGCCGACGUUGAACUUACUCAUUUCCAUCAUGGGUCGAACGAUGGGUGCGUUAGGUAAUCUGACGUUUGUGCUCUGCAUUAUCAUCUUCAUCUUUGCCGUGAUGGGAAUGCAGCUGUUCGGCAAGAACUACAUCGACAAUGUGGAUCGCUUCCCGGACAAGGACCUGCCACGGUGGAACUUCACCGACUUCAUGCACUCGUUCAUGAUCGUUUUCCGAGUGCUGUGCGGCGAGUGGAUCGAAUCCAUGUGGGACUGCAUGCUGGUGGGCGAUGUGUCCUGUAUUCCGUUCUUUUUGGCCACCGUAGUGAUAGGAAAUCUAGUAGUACUUAACCUUUUCUUAGCCUUGCUUUUGUCCAAUUUUGGUUCAUCGUCGCUGUCGGCACCGACGGCCGACAACGAAACGAACAAGAUCGCGGAGGCGUUCAAUCGGAUAUCGCGCUUCUCCAACUGGAUCAAGUCGAACGUCGCCAACGCGCUCAAGUUCGUGAAAAACAAGUUAACAAGCCAGAUUGCGUCCGUGCAGCCCGCAGGUGAGCAGCACAACCAUCUCAGUUGGAUAUGGAACGAAGAGCAUGGUGAAAAUGAGCUGGAAUUAACUCCAGAUGACAUACUGGCCGACGGGCUGCUCAAGAAAGGCGUCAAGGAGCACAACCAGCUGGAGGUGGCCAUCGGCGACGGGAUGGAGUUCACGAUACACGGCGACCUGAAGAACAAGGGCAAGAAGAACAAACAGCUGAUGAACAAUUCCAAGGUGAUAGGCAAUUCUAUUAGUAAUCAUCAAGAUAAUAAAUUAGAGCACGAACUGAAUCAUAGAGGCAUGUCCUUGCAGGACGAUGAUACUGCCAGUAUAAAGUCCUAUGGCAGUCACAAGAAUCGCCCCUUCAAGGACGAAAGCCACAAAGGCAGCGCCGAAACGAUGGAGGGCGAAGAAAAGCGUGACGUCAGCAAGGAGGACCUAGGAAUUGAUGAAGAGUUAGACGACGAGUGCGACGGCGAAGAAGGUCCACUGGACGGCGAACUGAUCAUCCACGCCGAUGAGGACGAAGUGAUAGAGGACUCCCCGGCGGACUGCUGUCCGGACAACUGCUACAAAAAGUUCCCGAUCCUGGCAGGGGACGACGAUGCGCCGUUCUGGCAGGGCUGGGCCAAUCUCCGGCUGAAGACGUUUCAGCUCAUCGAGAACAAGUACUUUGAGACGGCCGUCAUCACGAUGAUUCUGCUGAGUAGUUUGGCCCUGGCCCUCGAGGAUGUGCAUCUUCCCCAUCGACCAAUCCUGCAGGACGUCCUGUACUACAUGGACAGGAUAUUUACGGUGAUAUUUUUUCUAGAGAUGUUAAUCAAGUGGUUGGCGCUGGGUUUUCGAGUUUACUUUACGAACGCCUGGUGCUGGCUUGAUUUCAUAAUUGUCAUGGUGUCCUUAAUCAACUUCGUUGCUUCACUCUGUGGAGCCGGUGGUAUUCAAGCAUUCAAAACAAUGCGAACUCUUAGAGCGCUGCGACCGCUACGUGCUAUGUCCCGUAUGCAGGGUAUGAGGGUUGUCGUGAAUGCUUUGGUACAGGCUAUACCGUCCAUCUUCAACGUGUUAUUGGUUUGUUUGAUCUUUUGGUUGAUUUUCGCCAUCAUGGGUGUGCAGCUGUUUGCUGGAAAGUAUUUUAAGUGCGUCGACAAGAACAAGACGACGCUGUCGCACGAGAUCAUACCGGAUGUGAACGCGUGCGUGGCGGAGAACUACACGUGGGAAAACUCGCCGAUGAACUUCGACCACGUGGGGAAGGCGUACCUGUGUCUGUUCCAGGUGGCAACGUUCAAGGGCUGGAUCCAGAUCAUGAACGAUGCCAUCGACUCUCGGGAGGUGGGCAAGCAGCCGAUUCGCGAGACCAACAUCUACAUGUACCUCUACUUUGUGUUCUUCAUCAUCUUCGGUUCGUUCUUCACCCUGAAUCUGUUUAUCGGUGUUAUUAUCGAUAACUUCAACGAGCAGAAAAAGAAAGCUGGCGGCUCACUGGAAAUGUUCAUGACGGAAGAUCAGAAAAAGUACUACAACGCUAUGAAAAAGAUGGGAUCUAAAAAGCCGCUGAAAGCUAUUCCCCGGCCUAGGUGGCGACCACAAGCAAUAGUUUUCGAAAUAGUUACCAAUAAAAAGUUCGACAUGAUCAUCAUGUUGUUCAUCGGAUUCAACAUGUUGACGAUGACGCUCGAUCACUACAAGCAGACGGACACGUUCAGCGCGGUGCUAGACUACCUGAACAUGAUCUUCAUCUGCAUUUUCAGUAGCGAGUGUCUGAUGAAGAUAUUCGCGCUGCGGUACCACUACUUCAUCGAGCCAUGGAACCUGUUCGAUUUCGUUGUCGUCAUCCUGUCCAUUUUAGGUCUCGUACUGAGCGAUCUCAUCGAGAAGUACUUCGUGUCGCCCACCUUGCUCCGAGUCGUCCGAGUGGCCAAGGUCGGUCGUGUGCUGCGUCUCGUCAAGGGUGCCAAAGGUAUCCGAACGUUGCUGUUCGCGUUGGCCAUGUCCCUGCCGGCCCUCUUCAACAUCUGUUUGCUGCUGUUCUUGGUGAUGUUCAUCUUCGCCAUCUUCGGGAUGUCGUUCUUCAUGCACGUCAAAGACAAGAGCGGGCUGGACGACGUGUACAACUUCAAGACGUUCGGCCAGAGCAUGAUCCUGCUGUUUCAGAUGUCCACGUCGGCCGGUUGGGAUGGUGUGCUGGACGGAAUCAUCAACGAGGACGAGUGUCUGCCGCCGGACAACGACAAAGGUUACCCGGGCAAUUGCGGAUCGGCAACGAUCGGGAUCACCUAUCUGUUAGCAUAUCUUGUUAUUAGUUUUUUGAUUGUUAUCAACAUGUACAUCGCUGUCAUUCUCGAAAACUAUUCGCAAGCUACGGAGGACGUGCAGGAGGGUCUGACGGACGACGACUACGACAUGUACUACGAGAUCUGGCAGCAGUUUGAUCCGGACGGUACGCAAUACAUCCGGCACGAUCAGUUGUCGGACUUUCUGGACGUGCUGGAACCGCCGCUGCAGAUUCACAAGCCGAACAAAUACAAGAUCAUAUCGAUGGAUAUACCUAUCUGUCGGGGUGAUAUGAUGUUCUGCGUGGAUAUUCUGGAUGCGUUGACGAAGGACUUCUUCGCACGGAAAGGUAAUCCGAUCGAGGAAACGGCCGAGCUGGGCGAAGUCCAGGCGCGGCCGGAUGAAGUGGGUUAUGAACCGGUGUCUUCUACGCUGUGGCGCCAGCGGGAAGAAUACUGCGCCCGGGUGAUACAGCACGCGUGGCGGAAGCACAAAGAGCGCCAAGCAGGCGGAGGUGGCGGUGACGACACCGACGCCGAUGCCUGUGAUAACGACGACGGUGACGGUUGUGGUGGUGGUGAUGGUGGUAGUGCCGGCGGCGAAGCGACUAGUCCAGGAGUAGGCAGUGGUAGUAUCGUCGGCGGCGGCGGUGGAGGAACAACGCCGGGUUCUGGCGGCGGCGGUUCUCAGGCUAACUUAGGUAUAGUAGUGGAACACAAUCUAUCACCAAAGGAAUCGCCCGAUGGCAAUAAUGAUCCUCAAGGCCGUCAAACGGCCGUCCUAGUAGAAAGUGAUGGAUUUGUAACUAAAAACGGUCACCGAGUCGUGAUACACUCACGAUCGCCGAGUAUAACUUCACGAUCGGCGGAUGUCUGAGCCAGGCCUCGCCCCCCUCUCUCUGAUUCAGAUUCAGAAGCACGACAGAAAUAAUAUUUAAGGGAAACAUAAGAGUACUCUAAAACAAACAAAACCAACAAAAAGAUAAAACAAAAAUAUUCAAUAAUUAAAGGGAAAGCCGACUGCCAUAUAAUAAAUUUAAUUAUUUAAAAAAGAACAAAACUUUAAUCGCAUAGGGAAAAUCAGUGAACAAAACAACACACACUCUCUCUCAUGUGUACAGAAGAAAAGCAAAAGUGAACAACAGCAAUCUCAUUGAACAUAUAAGCGAAGAAGAAAGCGAACAACUACAAGCUCAACUGGACGAAGCGAAGAACUAUCGCAAUCGGGGUCAAAUACCAUUGCAAGGAUUCCGAACAAAUCGAGAAGAAGAACAAGAAGAAACGCGAUUCAACCUCCACUUCAGUUGCAAGGACCGUUAACAUUUCAGUUAUUCCCGACUUCGAGCGGUAGCGUGCGAGUGCUCGUUACAGUCUCCUACAACCUUUCGCCAAUACCAAAGAACCGAUCUGUUGACGGAAUUUUUCAGUUACCGAAAUCGACAACGUGAACUGUUACCGCAGCAAAACCAAAAUACACACAUACACAAAAAUGGUGCUGGGACCUUACCAUCGGAAUAUAACAAAACCAAACAAAACUUUUAAUUAAGCAGAAGUGAAACGGACAAUAUAUUACAGAAUUAACGCAAACGAAAACAAAUGGUAGUGAAAGUGAGCGAACAAUAAACAACAAACUGUAUCAAACAAACAGAAAACGAAACUAGGUGAAAAGCAAAACAAAGUGACAAGUGAUGAACUGAAGUGUAGACAAAUGAACAUAAAUAAAAGAAACUAGAACAAACAUGUGUGAUAUGUAAAAUAGCAUAUAAACAAACAUAAAACAAGAAGCAAGCCAGAAAAAUCCAAUAUCAAUAGACUUUCUUUUCUACGAGUGUGGACAAUGAGAACAAACACAAGUGACACAACCACGAACAAAUAUGAACUAGUAGAUGAAGAUACGGAAGAACCAAUCAGAUUUGAACAAACUCGACGACACAAUAAGAGGAACACACUAUUCCAACCGUACAUUUUUCAGCGUUUAGGCCAUUCAGGUAUUCCUUCGGUUCACGAGACACGUUACUUUCCCAACGUCUUCUUGGUUUUGUAUGGUUUCCUGAUCAAAACAACAACAGUACUGCUGCUACCACUACUACUGCAACUACUACUACCAAUCAGCAAUUACCACCACCACCAAAGGAACAACAACUUCGAAACAGAUAAGAAGGAAUCAAACAGUGGAAACUAGUACAGGAGUAAAGAAACCAAAGAUUUCAUCAAACUUCAUCAACCCGACGAACGUGGUGAGAGCGUUCCGGGAUGCAAACUAUACCGAAAUCAAGAGAAGUUGUAAAGCGGAGUAGAAAUGCGUUCAAAAUUCUCGAACAAAACUAAAAGAAGUUUAAGAAAAAGCAAUCAAAGCGAUGCGGUUGAGUUAUGUAACAACAUCAACAACUAAAAAUAUGCAAAGGAAGAAGAAAAAGCUGCUUUAAAACAAGAUCACAAUAUGCUAAGAAAAAAAAAAUACACACAAACGGAGACAUGUGAAUAAAGUGAGAUUACUAAAAAAGUAAAUAUAUUAUAUUGGCUAAAGCAAGAACAUACCGAGUCAUCAUGUGCAUUUUUAUUUUUUAUUUUUCUAUAAAGCAAACCAGAAAAAUGUAAAAAAACGCAAAAAAAAAACUUUCAAACAAACGGCAUUGCUGCGAUAAUGUUAAGGCUUUUUAUAUUACAGAUUAAGAGGAAAAAUAAAAAUCGCACAGGUUUUGUUCAACUAUUAUAAAGAGAAAAAAACAACAAAAAGAAGAUUUAUAAAAACAAAGCGACAACAACAAAAACGCUAAAAGAGAACAAAAAAUCAUUAUCAAUAUGUUUCUGCGUGCAAUAAAAAGAGAAAGUACUGUAAUUAUUAUAUAAUACAUUACUAAUUUGUAAAUCAAACGCGAGGGGUUGGGGCGAGCCUUUAAUUAAAAAUAAAAACCAAAACACUAGUCAAGCUUUUCAAAUAUUAUCAUUAAUGAAUAAUAUAACAAAUUAAAUUUAAAAAUAACAACUAAUUGUAAGUAAGGCUAAGUAACAAAUUUUUUGAGCAUUAACCCACGAAAUGAUGUUCGGUAAAUCAAAACAAAGAAAAGAAACAAAAACAAAAAAGUAAGCAAAUAAAACGCGAUCUAUUUUUUUAAAAGAAGGAAAUUACACGAACGCUAACAGAAAACAUUACAUUCAUACACGAACAAAACUACACUAACACCCACACAUAAUCAAAAAUAAAACAUUUUCUUCGUUCCUUUUGUUUGGUGUAUUUUCAUUCGAAUGCGAAAUUGGAACCUUCUCUCCUGUGCGCGUUUCACCCGAGCGCUAAGAGACGAACAAUCUCACCACAUCGCCACGCAAAACCCAUUCGCAGGUUCGGUCGUGCGUUGCCCACGUUCAUCUCCGGCAUGCGUCCGGCCAAUCAUCGUCACCCUUCUACUUCUUCUUACCCCUUACAGAGCUUCGCUUUGUUCGGCGUUUCUUGCAGGCAACGACGACAACAGUCGAACCUGGAUGGCUGCUGCGCGUGCGGAGUCGUGCUUGUCUCUCUCUGUUCAAAGGCUUCUGUGUGUUUACGAUUUCAGCAGAUAAACAUUUCUAGCUAUACAACUAAUGAGAAUAAAGUAGAUGUAAAGCGAGUAACGGAAGGGAAGAGAAGCGCAGCAAAUAAUGACUAUAGUAUAUGGAGCGUUUUUACAUACGAAAAAAUCGUCAAUCAAGCUGGAAAUGGCAUAAAAUUGACUAUUUUUAAUUGGUAUUUUUUGAAACAGUUACCUACUCAUAAAACACAAACACACACACACAGACAUAUAUACACAUUUAGUGAGAAUCUGUCAAACAGCAGCUAGAAUUUCACAAAACUAAAAUUAUAAAAAAAAAAUUAAAAAAUGCGAGGUAUCAGCAAAAAAACGCAAAAGUCGCAAACUGUAAAUUACUUUUCAUCACUUAGUUUGAAGCGAGAACGAAUUUGUCAGAUGAGUAUAGUAUAUGUGAUUUAAUUUCCACUAGCAAUGAGAGCGCGAGAAAGAGAGAUUGAGGGCGAGAGUGAGAAUAGUAACAAUUGCAUCUUAGUUUACAUUUUGUCAUCCAAUCGAAAAGAUAAAAGAAAUCUAGUAGUCCGAAAAAUGUAUUUAAAAAAAAUACAGACGAACAGAUGGAAUGGAACGGAAUAAUAACAGAAAGAGAACCAUACCAAAGAUUUAACUAUAAAGAGCGACUAGUUAGACACAAACAACAUAAAAAUACCAAACCGGAUAGAAAGAGGGAACGAAUACCAAGUGAACUAGUGAAACCAAACAGAGAGGAGCGAUUAGAACGAACACGCAUGCACACACACAUAUAGGAACAUUUAAGUAAUUUUAUGCAUCGUCGAUACGAAUUGUUUCUUGCCACACUCUCUUGAGAAAGUAAAACCAUUGGAGAAAGGAGUAUUGAGUAAACAAAGCGCGCAUGAGAGAAAUGAAAAGGAUUGGCAAAUACCAAAAUAAGAACCUCGCUUGAAUCCCACGGAGCAAUCCCCUGCUGCGUAACAAUCUUUUUGUCGUCAUCGUCGCCGCCCUAGAUUAGUUACAUCUUUUUCCGCAAUAUAACGCGACAAACAACAGUCAUUAUACAAAGUAAACCGCCGCGCAACUGACGCCACUCAUUCGUCCGUCUAUUUUGCACUAAACUUACACAUACUCGUACAUUAAUACGAUCGCUAAAUAGUACACACACAAACAACAUACGCAUGCUUAUAUGCUCGAUUGAGAACAUAGCGAGUGACACGAGAGACCCACGCGCGCGGGCACUCACGCUCCCACAAAAAAAAAUGAAGCAAAAACCAAUAAAUUGACAAAACACUUAUACAUUUAUACUUAAAUAACACAAGCAAGUAUAAAAAGAAUUUAACUGAAAUACAAAUGCUUAUAAAAUAAAUAAAAAAUAUUAAAAAGAAAUUAAACAUAAAAUGACGGGAGCGCCGAUCCCCUUUGUCCACAAAGAAACAACAAUUUCAGUGCCUUUUUUCACGAGUGUAUGAAGGAAAACAAAACAGUUUACGAUGAACUAAACAAAACAAAAAAAAAGUUAAGCAAACACACACAAGAAUUACAUAGGAUGCCGUCGCGAGCAGAUUAAAUUUAAUUUGCGAGUGUAGAAAUUAUAGAUCAGAACCAGCGCGAGAAAGGAAAACGGAAAAGCGUAGCCGUGCCGCGAGUUGUGUGAGUUCCGCGAAGCUUUCCCAUCCGCGCACAGUGUGGCAGCGACUUGCGCAUCAUCGCGCCACCGUCGCCGCCUACUCUUGUAUAGUUCCGCGCACGCGCGCGCGCUUAGUUUUAGCUUUAGCUUGUAGUAGUAGCAGUAGUUGUGAGCCAAAAUCCAAAAUCCACGAAAUGCGAAUUCCUCUCUAGAUGUUGUUGGCUUUUAUCCGAAGAUGAAGGGAAGCUAGUUUUUUGAACAUUUCGUUGUUUGCUGCGCCCUUCCGCCAAUGCGGAAGUUUGAAAUGACGUCCUGCAGACGACGCGCAUCGCUUAUAUUGAGUAGGAGGAACAAUAUCAAACGAACCAUUAGACGAGCGCACCGAGUAGCGCGUGGCGCCAACCAAAUCGCAAUCAAGAGAGUAGGGGAGAGAUGAUAUUUAGUAGUAUGCUGCUUUAUAGUCACUGACAUUUAGAAGAAAAGAAUCAGUGGAAGUUUAAUAAAUACAUGUAAGCGUUAAUGUUAAAAACGAGACAUGCCGGAAAAUCAGCUGAGCGAGGCUUCAAGCGAGGUUCAAUUUUGGAAUACGGAAAUGCUGGCUAUUUGGAUGGUUUUGAAGUUGAACACACCGACACCAAACGCGAUAGUUUGAUUUUUGGGGAGAUUUGUUGCCAACGAAUGAGCGAGGCUGUGUGAAACCCAAUUUUUAAACCGGUCCAUGUUUUAGGCUUGUUGAAGUAACUGCAACUUAGAUACCGUUAUCGAUUGAAAGAGGUUGAGAAUAAUAUUCAGCUUUCUUUCAAUCACUUUAUCGUUCAAAAAUAGCAAUCAAUAGUAAAAAGGCUGCUAUCGAACCCUGAAGAAGAUCUCAUUCCAGGAACGAAACGUUGGCAAUAAAGUAAAAAUUACUAAAUGGACCUUUAAUUUAGCAGAUGAUGUAUAUAUGUCAAAAUAUUUCUGUUAAUUCUGUUCUAAGAAUACGCUCACGACUAAGCCGGUGGUUAAGUGCAGAUUGUAUCGACACUAACACUCUCUCAUUCAUGGGUCGUGAGCACCCUUAAGGGUACACAGUGCUAACAUAAAAGAUUCACAUUCUAGGUGACUGCUAGCUUUAGCCUUGAUCUGGGCCCAGGUUAAAUUCCUAACAACUUCUUUUAUUUCUUUGUUGGGGCUUCGUCGCCACCAGCUCCUCGGACUGUCUCUGUUGCGGAGUCUUGCUGAAUUCCAGCGGCAGCGCUUGCUGGCGAAUUUCGUCUCCGCUUUCAUUUACGAUCUCUAAUUUCUGUUGAUAUAGAUAUCGGUUUUUGAUAGCAUCAUUGUUGGAGCUCUCACCAUUCGAGAUCCACUAGGCCCUAUUUUUUUCUUCAUGUCUUCCUCAGAUUUGACUUCCUUGGGAUGCUUCCGUAGUGCCUGCUUCAUAAUUGGUCAAUAUUUUUUGAUGGGCCUUAGUUUCGGUGCGUUGAAGGGGUUCAUGUCCUUGGGUACGAAAGUGACCCCGUUGGCUUCGUAAAACUUCAAAACAACAUUUGAAUAGUGGCACGAAGCAAGAUCCGGUCAGUCGUAGCACUCCCGUUUUGUUUUAACAGAGGAAACAGACGCCUUUGAAGAAACUUCUUGAGGUGAAUCACCCCGUUUACAGUCCCGGUAGUCACAAAUGGCGCACUCUGCUUACCACGUGAUCAGAUCGCUUGCCAAAUUAUGUACUCCUUGGCAAACUUUGAAAGUUUCUGCAUCUUUACGUCCUUUGGAACUGCAAACUUUUGCUGGGCGGUGAAGACUGUUCUUGCCCCGGAAGUGCUCCUUGACGUAAGUCUCAUGAUCUAUGACAAAGGAAGGAUUCGUCAGCAACUGGGUGUUCAGUUUCCAGAUCCCAUCGUAUUUUGCCGUUCGUCACAAGACUUUUGCACUUUGUACAAAUGCAGUCCCUCUCGGUACUUAGUUCUCCAAACGAAAGACUUGAACAGAUUCAACUUUCUGGCCACAUUCCUAACCGAAACAUUGGGAUUCCGUAUAAAUGCAUUUACGACACGCUUGUGAACGCAUUUCUCCCUCCGUUCGAUGCUCAGAGCUUCGUAGUAACGUUUAAUCACACGACUCACCGUUGACAGCACAAUUUCGAGCUGUUUUCCGAUGUCAAUUCGCGAUGUUGUUUUUUGGAUGACGGUUUUUUUUCUAAUUUUGAAAAACUGACAGCGAUAAAAUACAGUGUAAACAAAACACUCUGAACUACUUCUACCCACAUGUUUCGUAAAUAAAAGCAACCCCAGUCUUCUCGGUCCGUGCUACUAUCUCGAUCUUGGUUCCGCCAUCCGACAGUGCAAAAGAACUGACUUUUCUCCCAGUUAGUAUUUUUUAGAAAAAUGGCAUGACCGAAAAUAGAUAACCAAAAAAUGAUAUGUCGAAGAAGUCAUGGUUUGAACCCAGUCACCUUUAAUACGGCUUGCUUGAUUGACAGGCCUCUCGGAAUCCAAAACAAAAAGUACUCGCGUUUUCAAAGGCACCUCAUUCAAAUCGGUGUGCAAUUCAACAUCGCACAUAUGAAUCACCCAUCAUGUUUGCACUCGCGACUUACCUCGUGAUGAAGGAGGAAUUGACUGACUGCGAAUGUGUCUCUUGCAUGCGAUGGCUGCUACGAUCUGUCAUGUGACUGAGGAACAGUAUAUUAGACUUGUUCAUGUCCAACGUCACACAAUCGGAAGCAACGCACAUCUGUCAUUUUUAUUAUUCCACGCAUGCUGCGACGCAGCAAAUACUUGUCAUUGUAUGAAAGUCUUAUUCUCGAACUACAGAAGGCCCCUGUAAACGAUUCUAUUUUACGGUACCAAGAGUCCAAGAUCCCAAAAGUGAUAACAAAAAAUUUCAAAUAGGCUUGCACAAAGUCACUCACUUCGUUGGCGCAUCAAAUCUCCCACGCUCUACGUCCAUUCGUGCUAAAUGCCGUCGUGCAUUUUCUACCGUCAAGCACCAAAGAAUCUAGUACCAAUAAUGUAUUCUCCAAUACACACACAAACGUAUAGAAACCAAUGAAAAAAAUUACACAGAACCAAAAGCCAACUGUCUAUAUCAGAAUAGACUUAUCGCAAAUUGAUUGAUAUUUAUGUAAAAGUGUGCAGCAUUUUUAUAGUCCAGUCGCCGUUUAGCUCGAUAGAGUCAACACUAGCGCAGAAUAGAGAGUAUUUCAUGCAGCAAAAUAGGAUCGAUAGAAAGACAGAAUUUGUAUAGUCAGAAGCUAGAAGAAAAAGGAUUCGGUAAAGAAAAAGUUUUUUUUUUUUUGAAAAUAUGUGCAGAAGUAGAGCGAGCGAGAUUCGUAUUUUGACAUAACACACACAUACUUUUUCACACUUGAACACACCAACACAGGAUAGAAUGAGAAAACAAAAAGCUAUUGCGCAGCAGUCCAUAUCUUCUAGGUAAACGUAAUGAUUUCUUUUUUUGAUCAUUAGUUUGAUGGAAAUAGAACCACAGGAAAAUGAUAAUACUAAAGAAUAGAGCGAACGGUAAACAAAUUCAUGUAUAUAGCGACUUCCCCAGCUAUAUGAUGAUGAAACCAGUUAGGAAAAUGAUGGUAAACCAAGAUUUAGAGCUAUUUAUAGAUUUAUUUAAUCCUCAUUAGGGUACGAAACGUAAGAUUAUUCAUAUACUUGAGUAUUAGCAUCAUCAGUUUUCCUAGUAUUAUCUAGUUUCAGGUGUCUCAUUGCUGUAAUGCAAAAUCAACACAUCACCAUAAAUCGUUCACACAAACACAUCAACAUCUCAAUCACCACGCCCAGCUGUGUUAAGCAAAGAAGACAGUGCUGGAAAAGAUCAGUGAAACGAAAAAAAAAUGAAAGAAGAUCAGACAAUGAAACAAUUUGCUUAUCAAACGUUGCAUAAAUAUUAAACUUGUUGUAAUGACUCACAUUUUUCUCAAUUAUUCGAUCGAAACGAAAACAAACAAAACGGAAAAAAAGAUAUUUCUGUUAGCAUAAUUCUCAUUUGUUAAGUUUUUCUCUUUGUCAUCAUUAAGCUAAUAUUUCAAAAUGAAAAAAAAAGAAUAGCACAAGGUUCAAUAAAAACAAAUCUUUGAAACAAAACCAAGAGAUAAUCUUAAGAUGUUUUCAUUUCUUUUCUCCAAUUUCUUUCGCUUAACAGCCUACGAAAAUUUUACCGUUAAAAAUUCCCUGAUCAAAUCUCAUUGCCUCUACAGUGCGUUGUUUCCGACAGUUUUGACAACCGAAAAAGGUAUUGACCACCGCUGCGACCAAUUUUCUCCCUCCCUUUUAUGCGAAGCAAGAAAACAAAUAAGCUGUAAUUUACACGGACACGAUUGAUAGUACAUCGUGCACAUCUAGCAUACACUCACACAUGCACACGAAAGAACAAUAGGGAGGAACCGACGAUUCCACACAAUGGACAACGUCACGAAACCACACCCGAGCAGUGGCUGGUCGGUGUCAUUUGGAAUUCUUUCGCACCUGCCAAACCCACUCCGGCGAUGCUCAUUCGUGGUAGGUUGUCAUUAUUCAUUUACCAUUUUGUAUUUUUAUUUCAACGAACGGCGAACGAGCGAGGACUACAUUUUCACGAAGAAGCGCCUCUCCGACUCAAUAAUUUUUUUUCUCUUCAAAACAAUUCAAUAUCGUCUCAUCAUUCUUCCUCUCGAAGUUAAAGAUUCAAUAAAAAAUUGUUUUUUCUUAAAACAUUUCUAAACAUAUCAUGAUACAAAUUUUGUUCAAAUAAUGUUUAUAAAAUUUUACCUUCAAAAUAACAAAUGGUUUGCACAAGAGAGCAUGCUCCAAAAGCGCGAGAGUGAACUGAACACAUGCAACCUUGUAAAAAAGUUCGUCCCAUUUCCAUGAAAAAAAGUACGUGCGAUAAACUAAGAUCUACGCAGUCAUGUGAACUUGUAGAUGUUUAGCUAACGUGUCUCGAUAAAAACAAAGUAUAUAAUGUAAAAAUGUAGGUAUCGAAACUUUAAAAAAAAUGCUAAUAAAGCGUAUAGCAAGACUAAUCAGAAUUUGAAUAAAAUAGUUCGCUUUUGAUUGCAAUGUGAUUUUAUAGAACUUAAAGAAGGGUAAUAACGAAUUAAGCUUAUAAUAACGCAUAGCAUCCAAUUGCACCAUUUGCUUACACUUUGCAAUUUUUUUAUGUCGGAAAAUAAUCGUGUGUGCAUUUUUUGCGGAUGUUUUUGUGUCCUCUACAUGGAGUAAUAUCGAUCAUCGAGAGAAAUCAAUUGAUAAAAGAUAUUUUGGCUUAAAGUACAAGAACGGGUUUCACCCCUUUACCAAUUGUAUUUUUCUAAUAAUCGUGGUGAACUGAUCGAAUGAGAAACACGAAAAAAUAUCACUUCGUGAGUUAGACCAUUUAUUUCACUCUAUUUCAACAUAACAAACCGAGCAUAACAGCUUUCUUGUGUGAAGCAUUUUCUUGUCAUUUCAACAAUUGAGGCGUGACCACCAACCUACCAAGAAUGGAAUCGAGGAAUUUUAGACACCUACCAACUAUUAACGAUCACACUCACACACCGCCACAAUUACGGAAAUUUCAUCCGAACCAAUCCAUACCAAAAAGAAACUUAAAAAAACACAACUCAAAGUUCGCGCAAUAUUCAUAAAGUGUACGAACGAUUGUAUCAAUAUUUGUAAAAAAAUGAGAUAAGAAAGUUUAUUAAUUCUUAUAAUUCUAUUAUCUGCUUUUCAAACAGUGUUUGAAAGAAACAAAAGCCAGUUCGUUCGGUGUUUUGGUACAUUCCGGAUAACACUCAUACACAGGCCACAUUCACCUAACACGUAGGCACUUUUUUCAAUGGAGAACCGUAAUAGCGUGGAACAAAAUAGGAGGAAAGAAACAAAGAACAAGUCCAAACGAAAGAACACACACAUUGACACAGACAUUACACAUACUCACAUUCACACGAACAAACGCAGAACUAAGUAUUAAUUUGGAUAUUUACUAUUACUUUACUACAAGAACAAAACAACAACCAAAAAAAAUAAAAAAAAAACGCGAAAAAAGAAACCAAGCGGGAGGAAAAAAGAUGAAAAUGAUUAUAGAUUUAUUAUUAAUUAUGAUUAUUAUGAAGAAAAAAAAUUGUUGAAGUUUGUACAAAUAAAAAAUAAAUGACAAAAAUAUAGAACUUGACUGCUUUACAAAAA
Molecule: messenger RNA, 18472 nt
Organism: Armigeres subalbatus
Lineage: Eukaryota; Metazoa; Arthropoda; Insecta; Diptera; Culicidae
Gene: para
Product: sodium channel protein para
Exons: 40
Coding region: 1642-8070 (2142 amino acids)
Biological process (GO): membrane depolarization during action potential; neuronal action potential; sodium ion transmembrane transport
Cellular component (GO): voltage-gated sodium channel complex; plasma membrane
Molecular function (GO): calcium ion binding; voltage-gated sodium channel activity
Source: RefSeq, a predicted model, not a curated record